AUGAAAUUCCCGGGCUCCGUCCUCGUCUCGCUGUUCCUCUUCGUGGCCGAGACGGCGAUCGCCUUGUACCUGAGCAGCACCUACCGCUCGGCUGGUGACCGCAUUUGGCAAUCGCUGACGCUCCUCUUCGCUCUCUUGCCUUGCAUCCUGGUCCAGUUCAGCCUCGUCUUCAUCCACCGCGACCUCAGCCGGGACAGGCCGCUGGUGUUGCUGCUCCACAUCCUGCAGCUGGGACCCAUUGUCAGGUGCGUGGAAGUUUUUUAUAUUUACUUUCAUGCAGGUAGAGUGGAAGAGCCCUAUGUCAGUAUCACUAAGAAAAGACAGAUGCCAAAAGAUGGACAUUCAGAAGAGGUUGAGAAGGAAGUAGGCCAGGCAGAGGGGAAGCUGUUUACACACAGAUCUGCAUUUAGUCGAGCGUCAGUGAUUCAAGCUUUCCUAGGAUCUGCACCUCAGCUAACACUUCAGCUUUACAUCUGUGUCCUGCAACAAGAGAUCACAGCAGCUAGAAGUAUCUUCAUGGUUCUUUCCCUCCUGUCAAUUGUGUAUGGAGCAUUGCGAUGCAAUAUUCUGGCCAUUAAGAUCAAGUAUGACGAUUAUGACAUCAGUGUGAAACCUGCUGCCUACCUUUGCAUUUUCCUCUGGAGGAGCUUUGAGAUUGCAACAAGGGUGAUAAUCCUCGUCCUCUUCAGUUCAGUUCUUCAGAUCUGGAUCCUGCCUGUGGUGCUGGUGAAUUUUUUUGCUUUUUUCUUUCAUCCUUGGAUUCAGUUCUGGCAAAGCAAGUGUACUCUGCCAGAAAACAUAGAGAAGGCCUUGAGCAAAGUAGGUACCACCAUCGUCUUAUGUCUCCUCACUUUCCUGUAUGCCGGCAUCAAUAUGUUUUGCUGGUCAGCAGUGCAGCUGAAGCUUAAUGAUUCUGAUUUAAUUGACAAAUCCCCAAACUGGAGUAGGCUGGCUUUGUACUAUUUGCUGAGGUUCUUUGAGAAUGCUUUUCUCUUACUAAUGUGGUACACAUACAAGACAGAUGUCUACACAUAUGUAUGUGCUCCAAUGCUGUUCUUGCAACUGCUGAUUGGCUACUGCAUAGCUGUCCUUUUUAUGCUUGUGUUCUACCAGUUCUGCCAUCCAUGCAAGAAGCUUUUUUCUUCCAAUAUUUAUGAAGGAUUGGUCAUAUGCUUCAAGUUUUUUUGUCAUGUCUGCAAACCUCUGACAUCUAGCAACUCUGUAGAAAAGGAGAACUUGAAAUCCCCAGAGAAUACUGAAAAUGGUGCCCAGGCUAGUUACAAGGCAAAUGAAUCCCAAAAUGGAAGCACUCAGCAGAGUGUAUCUUCUAAUGCAUAG
Protobothrops mucrosquamatus (brown spotted pit viper) is the source of this 1338-nucleotide messenger RNA. RefSeq names its product X-linked Kx blood group (gene XK). Gene Ontology annotation, cellular component: membrane. The coding region runs from base 1 to 1338 and encodes 445 amino acids. The transcript is spliced from 3 exons. Lineage: Eukaryota; Metazoa; Chordata; Lepidosauria; Squamata; Viperidae. The record is from RefSeq and is a predicted model, not a curated record.